UCUGUGAGCGGCGCCCGGGCGCCUGGGCAGGCGCUUCUAGAGCGCCGGCGCCCAUUUUGCCCGCCCGCUGAGGAGCGCGGUGCGCGGCCUACACGCUUUGGGGACAGCCCUUUGAGGCGACAUCUCCGCGAACGCCGGCCUCUUGAGCCAGAGGGACGCUCUUUUGAAAGUCGGUCCUAAAACAGUUAAGGUUUUGUUUUAUUUUAUUUCCAAGUCACAGCCCAUGAAUCUGGUACAACUCUCCCUGGACCACUUCCGGUUGCCGGCCAGCGCCUUGCAACUUCAGUUUUAGUGACCUCGGUUGGGGUUACCCCUCGGCUUUUCCCGGGCUCACGUCACGAUCUUGGUUCGAGUGGCCCAGGGUGGGAGACCUGGAAGUUUUAGCCUAGCUGUUCUCGUGGCGGAGAAAUUAGCACAAGAAACGUUAUAUUCAUUUUUCUGGAUAUGCCGCAAAAGGAUCCGUGCCAGAAACAAGCCUGUGAAAUACAGAAAUGUUUACAAGCCAACAACUACAUCGAAUCAAAGUGUCAGGCUGUUAUCGAAGAACUGCGUAAGUGUUGUGCUCGAUAUCCCAAGGGAAGAUCUCUCGUCUGUUCAGGAUUUGAAAAAGAAGAAAACCAGACACUGAAGUCUCCAGCAAAGUAAAGUUCUGCUGAAGAAUUAAUUAAAUGCUGCUCCAUGUUUCUACCAAGCACAUUUUAUUUAUCUUCCUUUCUUUAGGCCAGGUAGCAGCAAAUAGCAAAAGAAAAAUCAACUGUAAGAGCUAGUGGAAUAUGCCAUCUAUGCAGAACAGACGAUUUAAGACAUGUGUAGAAUGUCAUAAAAUUGAGCUGCUAAAAUAAACCUGUUUAAGUGAAAAA
Messenger RNA from Ictidomys tridecemlineatus (thirteen-lined ground squirrel), 860 nucleotides. Lineage: Eukaryota; Metazoa; Chordata; Mammalia; Rodentia; Sciuridae. The record is from RefSeq and is a predicted model, not a curated record.